Molecule: messenger RNA, 1341 nt
Organism: Acomys russatus (golden spiny mouse)
Lineage: Eukaryota; Metazoa; Chordata; Mammalia; Rodentia; Muridae
Gene: Prr22
Product: proline rich 22
Exons: 3
Coding region: 85-1341 (418 amino acids)
Source: RefSeq, a predicted model, not a curated record
UGGAACCCUCCACCUAGCAACCUGGCAAACAGAACCCAGCGGGACUCUGUCCCCAGGUGCCUCUGCUGCCACCCGGGCCCCCCCAUGCAGCACCCCAAAAUCCUCUACCCUCCUGCCAUACCCCAGGAAGCCUUCGGCCCGCAGAGCCUGGAGGGCACUGAGGUGCCAGGUGGCCCAGAACCCCUUCCCGCCGUAGCCAACGCCAACCUGCUCUAUCAGACUCCCAGCUCGGACCAGGAUGUGCUUACAGCCCCUCCAGCAGGCUUCCAGAUGGCUCCCUGCGGCUGCUUCUUCGACCCCCGCAUCUACCGCAUCGAGUGGGUUACCUCCGACUUUGGCCAGACAUCCCUGUACAAGAUGGCAGUGGCCGGGGCUCCCACUUUGCCCGGUGGUUACUUGCUGGAAGCCCCGUCCUAUCUCAAGGCCCCAGGGCCGCCACCUCCGCUGUACCCCCAUUACCAGCCAGCCCCCAGCGGGCCGCAGUACCUCACACACUACCUUCCACCUGAGGAGCCUGGGCCUGAGGCGCUGGGCUUUGUGCGGGAAGGAGGGCCUCUCAACUUCAUGGAGAUGCUCAGAGAUGGCCUGGCACCUCCGCCGAGCCCCAAAGAGACUACUAAACCAUCUCCCUUGCUCAUCACAGUUCCCACAGCACAGGCGCUGCCACCCGGGCCCUACAGCCAUGUUAGUGGCCACGCCAGCCAGUUCCCAGGGCCCCAGGUGACCGUGAGGCCCAUCGAGGCCUCCAGGGAGCUACAGGGUAGUGGUGUGGCCAGGCCAGGUCUGCAGUUCCCUCCUGGCCCUGUGGAGCCCAAGGUGGCUGAGGUGGAGGACGUCACCCCAGUGGGCUCAGGUGAGACCACGCCUCCUGAGGUGGCUCGUGCUUUCUUCCUGCCGGACAAGGUCCUUCUAGAAGAUGCAAUGAAACUUUUUGAUUGUCUCCCCGGUGGCGCUGAGCCCGAGGUGCCUCUGCACAGGGGUCCCGGCCCUGGACAACAGGACAGUGGUGGAGGUGGGGAUGACUGCCCAGCUGACAUCCGUUCCCUGCACCUGCCGGAUGAGCUCCUGUCCUUUGACUACAGCGUCCCCGAGAUCCUGGAUGCGGUGGCCAACGUGGACUACUUUUUCAGCUUCAAGGCUCUGGACGAUGAGCCGAUGCCCCAUCUGGAGGUCCCUGUCACUGACACAGUGGCCCCUGGCCUGCGGUCCCAUCAAUCGGGAAAGAAAACCAGCACGUCCACCAGGAAAGGGAAGGCAGGUGGCAGACACAAGCAGACUGCAGGCCUGGCUGGCACUGACGUCACAGGACCCAGGCCGGACCCGGGAGCUGCCCCUAAUUAA